ACGCGGACGGAAUUCCCCCAAAGGCCGACAGAACGCACGCGACGCGGCCCCUCCUGAUCUACCAUAGAACCCCACUCCAUUGUCUUCUGACCCCACCCUCCAUUGGGCACGCCCUUCGCUCUAUCCUCUGCCGCUUAUUGGCUGUAGGUCACGCCCCUCCUCGAUCUCUCGGUCCCCAUUGGCUCCUCUUCCACGUUAUCCUCUCCCGGCGUUUCUUAUUGGCACAGGCCACACCCUCUCAUUUGUCACCAGACCCCGCCUUUGGUACUUGGAGACUCCUCCCCCAUCCAGCCUUCAUUCAUUCGGCAUCUAGUGCUGGGUGCCUGGGACAUGGCAGUGCUUGCCUUCGGGUUCAAGGGUUGGUGGGGGGACAUGGACCUAGGCUCCGACAGUGACAGCCUAGAGCGGUAAAGCAGCUGCCAAAGCAGUGGGACCCUCUAGACGCCGGGAAGGUUUCCCGGAGGAGGUGAGGCCAAAACCGAACCCUGAAGAAUGGUUAAGAGUUUGCUCCAGGGAGACAUUGCGAGGGCAUCCUUGGCGGAAGGACCUGGGACAUGAAAGAAACAGGCGUAUUCUGGUAAUUUCGAGGAGGUAGGUCGAACGAAAGAAGGGGAGAUGAAGGGGACUGGCCCUAGUAGAGGCCUGGAAAUCAGCGAGGAGUCCAGAAAAGCGUACAGUUAGUUGAGGUGAGUGAAGCCUGAGACCUGAAACCUUUUCAAGGAGCUGAUCAUUAGGCAACGUAGAGGAGGGUGGCGAAGAUCAGGUCUAGAUGGGGAAGCAAAGCUCAGGAAAGGAAUGAUUCUACUUCUGAUAAGGAAAAGGGCUUUUGGGUUCAUUCAUUUACUGAGCAACCGCUCUGGGUCAGGCACUGUUAUGGGUUCAGGGAAUACAGCUGUGAACACUGGAAAGGAUAAAACAGAUACUAAGCAUCAAAUUUACUGCACAGGUAUAAAGUGUACUGACCUGAUGGUGAUCAUUGCUACAGGGGAGGGAAGAUUGUGGUGGAGAGGGGAGAGAAGGUUUACUAUUUUUUAGAGAGCAUGUUAGGGAGACUUUUCUACUAGCAUGGUAUUUAUGCAGAGAUUUGAGGAAAGUAAGCGAGCAAUCCAUGCCAUUAUACGGGAGGAAAAACAUUCCAGAGAAGGACACAUGGGUUUGAUAUGCCUGUUAAAAAAUGUUGCAUUGAAACUGGCAAGACUGGUCCAAACUGUAUGGAAGAAGUCUUGGCUCAUGUAUUUAAAACCAUGACAGUGGAUGAGAUCACCUAGGGAGUGAGCAUAAAUGGAGAAGAGGAGAGAAGUUCCCACAAACAAGUCCUGGGAGAUUACUGUGUUAAGAGGUUGGGAGAUAGGGAUGACCAGCAAGAGAAACAAAGAAGGAACAGCCAGUGAGGUGGGAGAACUAAGUUUGAGUGUUUGGAAAGUCAAGUGGAGAGUAUGUUUCCAGGUAAAGUGAUUAACUGUGUCAUGUGCUGUUUCUGAUCAAUAUUAAGGUCACUGGUGACCUUGAUUAGACCAAUUUUGAUGGAGAACACGGAACAAAAAGCUAAUUAAAGUGAAUUUAAGAGAGAACAGGAAAGAGGGAAUUGGAGAUGGGUAUAGAUGACUCUCGAGUUAUUGUGCUGCAACAAGGAGCAGAUGGAGGGAGAUGCAGUGCGGCUGUAGCUGAAGGAGUGUGGGUUCAAGUUUGUUUUGUUUUUUUAAGAUGGAGAAAUAACAGCAUGUGUUUAUGCUGAUGGAAAGAAUCCAGUAGAGAGGAAGAGACUGAUGAUGCAGCAGAGAGGGGAAAUGCUGGAAUUGUGUCCCUGAGCAGGCAAGGGAGCCUGCAGGCUGGAGCCUCCAGUCAGUCUCUGGGGAGAGACUGGAUUGGCCUGAGACCUGGCACAGAGUCAGGGAGGUCGACAGAGUGGGGAGUUGGAGUGACCCGGCUGGAUGUGACCCCCAAGACAGAAUGGUGCUGGACUCGGGGGAUCAGGUGUAUGAGCGGGCACCCCCCAGCCCGUCUGCCAGUCCCCCAUCUCUGCACCAUAGGCUGAAGCCCUCAGACCGAGAUGGGCUACCGCGGUACCCCUGGUCUCAGUCCCUUGCCUUGCCCCUGGCUUUGGCAGUUCCCUCAGUGCUACAGCCCCAGCCUGAGCGGCAACUCUCGUCAAAGCUGCACUUGGGCCCCCGUAGCCACAUGCGUCGCAGUGAGAGCACCUACACUGUAAAUAUUACUAGCCAGCGAGGGUGUGGCACCCAGGGACGGGCCACACCUGGACGAGGACGGAACCCAAGUGGGGGCAACCUGCGGUCUGCAUCCUCCCUGCCUCACAUUGCUAAGACUCGAAGGGAUGCAGGCCAUGGUGCCAGCAAGAGCCCCUGCAUGUUGGUGGCCCUGCGACCAACCAACAUGGACCGUGAACGGGACAAGUUCUUCCAGUCUCAUUACACCUACAAUCCACAGUUUGAGUACCAGGAGCCCAGGCCCACAGCUGUGCUGGAGAAGUACUGUGAGGCCUCUGGACAGUUCAUCCAUCAGGCAGUUGGCAUCAUUGAAGCUGUCCUGGAGAAGUUUGGUACCUAUGAACACUUUGAGGCUACCACCGGGGGCCAGCUGCUGACCAAGUGCCAGAUUUGGUCCAUUGUGCGCAAAUAUAUGCAGAAGGAGGGCUGUGCUGGGGAGGUUGUGGUGCAGCUGAGUGAGGACCUGCUGUCCCAGGCAGUGAUGAUGGUGGAGAACAGCCGCCCCACACUGGCCAUCAACCUGACUGGAGCCCGCCAGUAUUGGUUGGAGGGCAUGCUGCGGCACGAGAUAGGCACCCACUACCUGCGGGGCGUGAACAACGCGCAGCAGCCGUGGCACAACGCCGAGGGCCGGCUGCGGUACGGGCUGCGGCCGGCUAACCCCACGGAGGAGGGCCUGGCCAGCCUGCACAGUGUCCUGUUCCGCAAGCAGCCGUUCCUGUGGCGCGCCGCGCUGCUCUACUACACCAUCCACCGCGCCGCGCGCAUGUCCUUCCGGCAGCUCUUCCAGGACCUGGCGCGCUACGUGCAGGACGCGGACGUGCGCUGGGAGUACUGCGUGCGCGCCAAGCGCGGCCAGACAGACACCUCGAAGCCGGGCUGCUUCAGCAAGGACCAGGUGUACCUGGACGGCAUCGUGCACAUUCUGCGACACCGCCAGACCAUCGAUUUCCCGCUGCUGACCUCGCUGGGCAAGGUGUCCUAUGAGGAUGUGGACCACUUGCGGCCCCAUGGGGUGCUGGAUAAUACCCGGGUGCCCCACUUCAUGCAUGACUUGACACGCUACCGGCAGCAGCUGGAGCACAUCAUGGCCACCAACCGGCUGGAUGAGGCGGAGCUGGGCCGCCUGCUGCCGGACUGAUGUUGGUUGAGGGCUCCAGAUCGGCCCCCAGAACAUGAAGCUGUCUGCUCUGUGCUUCCA
Messenger RNA from Microcebus murinus (gray mouse lemur), 3426 nucleotides. The record is from RefSeq and is a predicted model, not a curated record. NCBI's taxonomy places the organism in Eukaryota, Metazoa, Chordata, Mammalia, Primates, Cheirogaleidae.